This is a messenger RNA of Paramecium octaurelia, 368 nucleotides long. Lineage: Eukaryota; Ciliophora; Oligohymenophorea; Peniculida; Parameciidae. The record is from the annotation of a GenBank genome assembly.
UUUUAGUUUAAAUGAAUGUUGAGUAAAUCGAAAGUGAUUUUGACUUAGAAUUCUUUAGGUUUUCACCUCAAUAAAUUGUUGUGGUCAUUUCCUAGAUUAUACUUUGGAUUAAAUUACAUACAAAUUGAGAUUAACUUAAGGAGCAGUAUUUAAUCAUUUUCUGUCACACGAUCAAGCAAUAUAAUUCUGUUCCUCAAUAAUAUAAUAAUAUCACUCAGAGUAUCCAACAAAAUUGAAUUAAAAAAAAACAAUGCCUUUCAAAAACUAAUUACAAACCACCUAUUCUAUGAAGUAGAUUACCUCAAAACUGCAAUAAAAAUAAAUUUCAAUCAUUACUCAAGCAGCUGUAACUGGAUUGCCUGAAAGUA